UUGGUUGUGAGAAUGGCAAGUGGACAAAGUGCAAAAUCUGCCACCCUCCCUCCCAGAACCCAGCCCCCUAAGUCUGGUAACAACAGAAACAAAUUAUCUUCUCCGUCCUUCAAUAGGAGUUUAUUUGGACGACUUGUACAGAAGUUACGAUUUCGUAACCGUGAUGAUACCGAACAUCCAGACGCAGAGAAUGUGGAGGGGUUGUAUUUUAAACGGAAGAUGUCCCCUGAGCACAAAGACACACCCAGUCAGGGUCCGUUUGCCAGAGUGGAUGUCAGGAGGAGCCAAUCAGACAGAAGCUACCAGAAACCUGUAGAAAUGAGGAAGAAAAAUGGGGCAUUCCCAAAACUCAGGCGAUCAAGGCAUUCUAAAGAAGUAGCAGAAGUCCUACCUCCCCCGGACAAGAAACCACUGACAUCAGAUGUAGAAGUGACUAAUGAUUUCAUUAUAUCGGAUGAGGCAGGAGUGGACUUGGAUGAUGGAAAUAAAAUAGAGCCAAUAUCACCAGAUGACAUGGAUCCUGGGUAUGAAACUCUUGAUGAGGUACGAGAGAAAAUGAAGAAUUUAAAACUAAAGAAAUUGAAGGAAGAGGAUGCAGAGAAUCUGACCCCUACACAUGUACAGCACCACCGACGUUCACAGUCCACAGGGGCUCAGGAGGUGGUUCACCAGAGUAAUGAAUUCAAAAUUAACCCUAGGGAAAAACUAGGCAAAAAUUCCAGUCACACAAAUGUGAAUCGACCAAGCAGUCAAAACUUGGAUAUGAAGAAUCGGCUUCUGCCAAGCUUCCCCUCCAAUCUUUUAUCUGUAAAGUCUGGAAGUUGUCCUCUUCAAAACGAAAACUCUCUACAAACAGGAAUGAAAUGCUCUCAAAACAAGUCAGAGAAUUGUAUUUCUCAAGUAGGAGUCAUCUGGAAACAAACUGAAGAUGUGUAUGCUAACCCUUCCAUCGUCCAGAACAAAACAAAAAAUGCGGAAAACCCUUUCAAGACACAAGUGAGGACGUGUAGUGCUAUAAACAGAGAAGAGAAUGUAGAGAAGGAACCACCGCCCCUUCCAGAGAGACAGUAUAGUGUUCAGAAUCUCGAGGACACAGACACUGGAGAAGAACCUCCAAGUGUUGAGGAGACUGUUCCUCCUGAAUGUCCUCCUAAUGAGGAUAGCAUACACAGCAUUCCUCAGGAGGCAGACACAGAACCAGUACCACAGGAAGUGAGACUCGACCUUCUGGAUGAAGAGGAUGAGGCCAGCGGGUAUUCAACUUGUGGUGCCUCACUGGUUCAUCAUCGGAGGAGGGAGAGAAUUUAUGAGGAGAUCAAGGAUCAGGACAUUAAAUCUUCAAAGUGUUCAUUUGAGGAGGACAAAAUGUGUUCAGUGCCAUAUCAAUCUUACAUAAAGAAAGAGAGACCUUAUGAAGAGGUUAAAGAUCUGCAGGUAGAUAGUGGAUUUCAUAAUUCUUCCUCUGGUACUGACUUGUUUGCUCAAGUCAUGAAUCAUUUUGACUCUUUAUCAGAGAAUGUGUCAUCAGCAGGCCCAUGUGAAAUCUCUACAGAGGACUUAGACAUGGAUUGUAGUAGUGUUAGUGAGAAAAUAGAUAUUCCAAAUGGAAGCUAUACUGCAAAUAGUGCUAGAACAGACAGUGCUAUAACUGACUUGAGCAUGUCCUCUGAUCAAUUAGUCUCAAAUUUUACGUCUUUUAUGUCAUCUGCUGAGCAGACGGACUCUGUUAAAUGGAAACCAGAAAAACAAAAAAUAAAGGACAAAUCAGACCUUGUUUGCAGCCAAUCUCAGUCAAAUUCCACAGUGCUAGAAUCAUCUGAAACUGAAAAUCCGUGUACUAAAUCAAUAAGUAAUGAUCUGACUAACCAACAGUUUUCCUUUGAAAGUCAAUCCCCUAUGGCAACAUCAUAUGAAGAUGAUGCAGACCUCGUGUUGGAAAGUUUAAAAAGUCAAACCAUUCCCUCUUGUGUGUCCUCCAUUGAGAAUUUACUGGAUUAUGACAGAAAUGUGGAAGACAGUACUACAAAACUGAAAGAUUCCGAGAGUUGUUUUCAGAUGGGUAGUUCACAUGUGAAUGACUGGGAAGAGAUACCAUACGCUGAUGCUUAUAAUCUGAAACCUACAGACACAGCCCAGAUAAUGCCAGAUGAUGGCAUAAACUCUGAGUGUAAUGAUUCUAAUCAAGAAAGUUUAACCGGGAGUUUGAUCAUAACGGAAGGAGAUCUGGCUAGUGAUCAGAAUAGUGCUAAACAAACAAUGACAACUGAUCAGUCAGGUGAAAAAUGUAGUGCUGAGUUAGAAAUAGAAGAUAAGCAGGAGUUACCUACAUUAGUAGGAGCAAUGGGAGGAGAGCCAGAGGAGAGUGUGCAGGAUAUCCCAGAUGAAGAGUCAGAAGUGAAACGAAGGUCAAAGGGACUCCCUUAUAAAACCAUUCCUUCAUUUUAUUACGAUGAAGAACCCGUUCAUAUGAGCCUCGCAGAUUUAGGUAUGGAAGAACACUACAGCAAACACAGUAGAGAAAGAGAGAAACAGAAGAAAAAGCAGAAAGAAGGGAAAUCUAGUGCUAAACAAAAGAGUGCUGAGAGUUCAUCUCAGGUUAAGGUCAGUGGUUCAUCUCGGGUCAAAGUUAGAGACAGCAGUCUCAGACAGACGCCUGUUCACAAAAACCCAACAGCCAGAAGGACGUAUCCUAUGGGAAUGGCAAAAUCUCUAGAAGCUGAGAAGGUGCCAAAGGACCCAGUGGAGAAUAAAUUGAGUAGAUCUGCAACAUCAGGUGAGAAGCCAUUAAGAGAUGCCAAGGCCAAGUCCAGCUUUGUGGAACCUAUUACAUUGCCAGAGAUACCUGCCUUCAACCAGAACUCAGACAUGAGAUGCAGACAAGACUUUUUUGAGAGCAUGAAACAGCUAAAAGAUUGUGGCUGGUACUGGGGGCCGCUGAGCUGGGACGAGGCUGAAAUCAAACUAAUGAGUAAACCGGACGGCUCCUUUCUGGUCAGGGACAGCUCAGAUGAGCGAUACAUCCUUAGUCUGUCAUUCAACAUGAAUGGCCAUGUCCACCAUACUAGGAUAGAGCAUCAUAAAGGUAAAUUCAGCUUUUGGUCACAGCCUGAUUCAUUAGGAAAAUCAACUAUUAAAGAUUUUAUUGAACAGUGUGUUAGAAAUUCCCGCAAUGGACAAUUCCUGUAUUUCAUUCGGCCCUCUGGCCCUGGAGCGCCACCUAUGCCCGUUCAUCUCCUUCACCCCGUCUCUCGAUUCCGACAGAUGCAGUCGCUGCAGCACAUGUGUCGUUUCCAAAUCCUACAGAUUGUACGACGAGACCACAUCGACCGACUGCCCAUUCCAACUCGUAUCAAGGACUACCUCCGACAAUCCCAAUAUUACAUAGAAUACCUAGAGGAUUGAGAGGAUAAAUUUUUCUACAAAUUUAUUAAUGUGAUUAAUGCAACCAAAUUUAUUGUGAUUCAUCAACCAAAAUAAUUUUUUUGUGUGUUUCCAUCUGUGAUGUGAUAGUAAUGUUUUUGUGCUUUUGAUUUACAAAAUCAUGUGACAAUUUUUUAUUAACUUUUGAACAUCUUUUAUGUGUUCUUUCAAACAUUUUUUUAGUUGAUAACUUAAACCAUUUUUAAAGCCAAGAUUAAUAGUUUUUGUUAUAAUUGAUAUGGGCGUCAAACUUUUUAAUUGCUUUGUGGUAACUUUUAUAACCAUAGCAUAUAUAAAUGUACAUGUAUGUUAUUAUGCAGUGCAGUAUUGUGUGGUGUACCCCAUUUUGUUUUGUUUUUGUGAAGCAAUACUGUAAAUUCAGAUUUCUUGACUCUGUAUAAAGAAGUUUUAUGUGUACGUAUGUUUUGUGAUCUACCUCAGUUCAGGCACAGAUAUAACAUUUUUCUGUUAAGAGUGAGAGUUAUGAAAUGGUGAGGGGUAUGGGUACUGCCAUGGUCCUUAGGUGGUCAAGGACAGUGGGGGGGGGGGGGGGGGGGGGGGGGGAGGGUGCCCUUGGGUUAAAGCCCCUGUAAGCUUCAGAGAAUAAGCUAUUAUGAGACACAAAAAUAAAUUGGACUUGUGGCUUUCUGUUUUAAGGGGGGGGGGGUUGCUCACGUGAAGUGUCCCUGCUUGAUUCCAUGCCUGCAGUUACUGAUAUUACAAAAGUCAACCAAAUUUCCACUCAAUUUGCAAAUACAAUUCUCUUGGUAUUACAGUUUUGAUAUUAUAAUUUUUUUUGUAACAAAAAAUAGAUUUUCAGAUUACUUACAGGUAUAUUAUUAUAAACUGUUUUUUUUUUUUUAAAUAUGAAAAGAAGGUUUUUUUGAAUGAUAUAAGGUAGAUAACAUUUACAUAAAUAUUCCAAUGAUAUAAAAUCAAGAUUUUGUAACGAAACUUUAGAUUAAUUUUCCUAAUAGCACAUUGUUUUCCUUAUUUGAAAUUUUUUCGUUAAUUAAAAAAAAUUUUGUCCAUUAAAAAAUGUAUAAUGUUAUAAAAAUUUUAUAUUAUACAUAUGGGUGAGAACACAUGGGUGCUAAUUAAAAACAUAAUCUUUUCUUCAUGUCUAGAUUUUGUUUCAUGUUAUGAAAGAAAGAAAUAAUAUUUUACUGAUAACUUUGUCUCAAUAAUUUGACUUAUAUUUCAUUCGGAUGAAAGUGAUUAAAAUCUCCCAUUUAUACUUAAUCUUUAUUUGCUUAUAUGCAGAUAUAUUCAUAAUUUUGAAUUAAAGGAAUUAAAUCUCAUAUUGUCAAAUGAAAAUUAAACUGUACUAUUAAAUAUAAGUUCAUGUACAUGUAUUUUAAGUGCCAUGAUUUUUAACAAUAUAACCUGCUAGACUUGUAUACAUGGGUUUGUAUGAUGUUGAAACUGAAAAAUUGGCGAUGAGAUAUUAAUUUACAUUAAUUCUCUUAAGUUAGAUACAUAGAUUUUACAACCAUUUUUUUAAUUGUUGUUUAAUGUUAUAUUUCAAUCAAUACACAUGUUGAAAUUCAAGUAAACUUUCAGUUUGAGAAAUCUAGUUAUAGCUUACACAUGAGCACGUAUUAUAACCUGAAUCAAUUUAAGGUUUGCUACUUAAGAAAAGCUUUAUAGCUCCUUUGUCACCUAUAAAUAUGUAAUUCAUGAAAGGUAUUUUAAAAGGAAUGGUUGGAAAAAUAUCCAAAUACUUUAAUAUGGUUAAAAUCUGCACUUAAUUGUUUGAAUUAAAAGGCAGCAUUGUAAUUUUUUUACUCAUUGAAUUUUGCAUUCCUUUUGAGUCUACUGCUUGAGAAAGAUUUCAGUGAUUUUAUUGUCUUUUGCUUUAAGGUAAUAAAAUCCAACACAAAUGCAGAAGUGCAGAAAAUAACUGAAAUACAAUUUACCGUUUUUACAUUUAAACUUUAAAAAAUGUUUUUGGAGAGAUAAAAGUCAAGGAUUUUGCUCUAUAUACUAGUAUAUUAAAGGGAGUGGCAGUUUUGAGUUGCAUUUUAAGUUUUUCAAUUUGAGUUUUUGAUGUUAUAUUUAUGAAAGGUGCAUACUUGUUAUAUUUGUGCUGCAUGUUCUUUUUUGUACCGAGUUUUGUUGUUGUACCUGUGAACCUGUUGUUAUUUUCAGUCCUGACUUGGAAUUAGAUUCCUUUUUACUGUUUAUUCGUUCAUGUCAUGCCUAAAAAAUUAAAUACAUGUCAAUGUAAUAAUGACCGUA
This is a messenger RNA of Saccostrea cuccullata (small rock oyster), 5661 nucleotides long. RefSeq lists its product as uncharacterized. The record is from RefSeq and is a predicted model, not a curated record. The annotation marks the transcript as partial. Gene Ontology annotation, cellular component: phosphatidylinositol 3-kinase complex. The transcript has 5 exons. Gene Ontology annotation, biological process: intracellular signal transduction; phosphatidylinositol phosphate biosynthetic process. Gene Ontology annotation, molecular function: 1-phosphatidylinositol-3-kinase regulator activity. NCBI's taxonomy places the organism in Eukaryota, Metazoa, Mollusca, Bivalvia, Ostreida, Ostreidae.